UCGACGUUUGCCUGUAGCAAAUGCAAAGAAAAAGAAGAAGCUGGUCCCAAAAAUUCCUGUCCGACCUCAAAUGGUCGGCUCAAUCAAAACACUUCUUACGGUUUCUGCAUCGUUGAUCAUGAUGGUUGAGGAGGGAAGGUUAGCGGCUUGUGUUUGUUUAGGGAUGCUGUGUGUCCUGGGCACCCUGCCCGGUUCGGGUGCUCAGGACCUCCAAGAACCCGCCUUAGACCUUCUAGACUCCCUAGGCGAGCAGAGUGCUUUUAAUCCACAGAGCACCCUCUCUGAUAUAGGGUUUGCUUCAGUCAGUUCCUUCCGUGGCCCCGGCAACAAUGACUCCCGUGGCAACAAGGAGUUGCCAAUCAUCCUUUGGUGGAGCUCUGGCCUUUUCCCUCACUUUCCAGGUGACACGGAGCGCAUAGACUGUGCCACAUCCUCCUGCCUGGUCACACGCAACAGAAAGGUCAAGUUGUAUAAGCGCACAGCUUCGAUUAUCUUCUACGGGACGGACUUCCGAGCGUAUGAGGCACCCCUCCCCCGCCUCCAUCACCAGACCUGGGCACUGUUCCACGAGGAGUCGCCCAUGAACAACUACUUCCUGUCUCACGCGCCGGGAAUCCGCCUUUUCAACUACACUGCCACCUUCCGGCGGGGCUCGGACUACCCCCUAACCUUGCAGUGGCUCCCCUCGCUAGAGUACCUGCUGCAGCCCGUGGCCGUGUCUCUGGAGGAGAAGAACCGUUGGAGGAAGCAGGGUCUGGCUCCAGUGCUCUACAUGCAGUCCCACUGUGAUGUUCCCUCUGACAGGGACAGAUACGUACAGGAACUCAUGAAGUAUAUCAAGGUGGACUCGUACGGUAAGUGUUUAAACAACAAGGCCCUCCCGGAGAGCCUAGAGGACACAGCCACAGCCACAGGUGAGGACGCCCGCUUCAUGGGCUUUGUGGCGCGCUACAAGUUCCACUUGGCACUGGAGAACGGCCUCUGCCACGACUACAUGACGGAGAAGCUGUGGCGUCCGCUGCACCAGGGCAGCGUGCCUGUGUACCGUGGCUCCCCCUCUGUGAAGGACUGGAUGCCCAACUCCUGCUCCGUCAUCCUCAUCGAUGACUUCCCCUCACCCAAGGACCUGGCUGACUAUCUGAUAGCCCUGGAUGAAAACGACAAGGAAUACAUGAAAUAUCUAGACUUUAAACACCCCAGCCAUGUUACCAACUCUCGUCUUCUAGAGGCAAUAGAAAGCAGGGAGUGGGGCGUGAAUGACAUGAGCAGGCCCAACUACCUCAACGGGUUUGAGUGCUAUGUGUGUGACCAGGACAACGCUCGGUUGGCAGCCGAACGGGCCUAUCGAAAGGCUCCCAAGCAGAACCAGACCCCUAAGCCAAAGAUGGCCAAUAACAGGCAUAUGGGGUGCCCUCUCCCCUGCCCAGGGUAUGGCGACCUCCAGGAUAUCCCUGUCAAUGACAGCUGGCUGCAGAUGUGGCCACAGGACUACUGGCAGAGCCUAGAGCAGGCUGAAGGGUUGGAGUCACUGAUCAGACACAAUGAGUCAAACCCCGAGCUGCUAUGGCACUACAUCCAGGAGAUUUCCACAAGGAUGGCUGGGGGCCAACACUGACCCUGACUGGGGAUGCUUAGCACCUGGAAUGCCUUCAAUGUACCACAGAUUUUGCACUGUUCAGGACUGUUUUGUCAUACAGGUUAGGCGAAGUCAAGUAAAAAACAAGUACAAUAUGCCUAAUGCUGUGUUCCCACCAAAAGCUAUUUUUUUUGCACUGCAAGAUAUAUUUUUGCUUUGCUUACUUGCGCGUUUAUUUGCGCGAUUCGCCUUUCUCUUCAGGAGCAAACCGUUUUUUUUCGUUGUCAACCAUGUCCGAAAUGACCACCAUGGCCACCGCCGUCAGUAUUGCCAUUGUUGCAAUGCCAAUACUUCUUCUCAAUCAAGUAUUGCAAGGCAAUACUACUUUUUUGCUGACCUUAUGGCGUUUGUCAUUUAGAAGACUAAAGUAAAAUAAUGAAAACAACAUUUUAUGUCGUGAAUAAUCGAAUUAAAUCUGCUGCGAAAAUUGAAACUUUCGACUUUUGAAUGCGCUAGAUUGGCUCCUACCAUAGACUGACUGUAGCCGCAGCCGGCUGACUUGAAGCAGUGAAUUCUAGUUAGACUUUUUGUCUGACGUGAGACGGCGUCGAGGCUAGGUCACUGUGACGUAUCCAUCAAAGUACCGUGAGAUCAAUUUGAGAACAGCCGGGUGUGUAGCCAAGCACAUUUUCUCAAGAGCAACUGCACAGGUUCUAAUGACGACACAGCUAUUUCAUAACCAGACUAACACACGGCAACUUUGACGGGUUUUAGUCUGCCUCUUCACUAACAGAAAGAAAAAUUUUAGUUGAGUUCUGGUUAUAUUAUCAAUCUGCAGGUUGGAGAAAGAGUUAAACAUAGCCCAAUACACAAAAUGACAAAUUUCAGUGCACUGGUUCGUGCAAUUUCUCAUGACCAAGUUUGGACGAGAGGGCGGAUUUGGGAAGGGGCAAAGGGCGGGAGAAGCCGAGGACACAAUGCACGCCCACCUCGCUAACAGCCUUUCUCCUCUAUGCCCCUGGCUAGUAGACUUGUCAAUCAAACCAUCCACCCCCCCAAAUCUACGGAGCUUUGAGGCCUAUUAUCUACAUAAUUAUCUAAUUAUUUUCAGAUGGACCACCAGGACACUGAUAAAAGGGAAAUCUAGCUAAUGACACCAUAAUUAAAAUUGUGAUUUUUUAUUUUUUUUACCUGAAUGGGAGUCAAAUGGAGCCAGUGUUUUGGAGCCAUCCCUAGUGACCAUCGGCGGUAUUGCACUUUAAGCCAAUUUUCUUUGCCCUGGAGGUUGCCCCUUGGCUCACGUUGCUCCAUUUGAUCGCAUGUGCAUGACUACCGCGGCUGUGCGUGCGCAAUGUGUUGAAAAUAGGCAGUUCAGGGGCUAGACGUUUUUUUGGAGGCUUGUGCCCAAGUAUAAAUCUGCUCUUGUGUGCUUGCUUUAAAAGCCACUGCAGUGCCACAGAAUUCCAGGUGUCGGCAAGCAAGUCAGAAUUGAGGUAAGCUUAGAAAACAUUACAAAACUAAAGAAAGUAAUGGGCCUAUCGAUCAUCUUAUUUAGACUCAAACAUAAAAACAACAUGAGUCCAAAACAACACAAGCUCAAACUGUAUUUGCGCUAAAAUGACUAUUUCUUCGAUUAAACGCGGCAGCGUUUAUUACACAAUGUUCAUUUUUGGUGCAGCGUUUAUUUGAGGGCGGCAUUUAAUUAGUAGGAGAGAAUUAGUGAAUUGUAGCUGCAGUGCGGCCAUAGACAAACAAAGGUGGUGAAACAUUAGCCUGGCCCUAACCAGACCCUCUCAAGGGUCUGGGAUCGCUCCAUUGAAAAGCGUUAACUUCCUUAAGGGUGGGUACUCUGUGGAAGUUUAAAACUAUUGGAUCUGCCUAGAGCCACUCUGAUCUGCCAUAACCAAUCGCUAGCAUUCGCCUUUCCCAAUUCCUUCACCACUACUGUAACAGAGGUAGCUGCCGUAGCUGGAAAAUCAAACUUUUCCCGAACCCUGUGGGGAGGAGGGCCACAACAUCAUGGCCACAAACAAAACUCAGCAAGGAUUGUUCUUGCUCCGGCUUUAAUUUAUGGAUAUUCAGCAGCGUUUCCACAAAGGCCGAAUAGCUUCACUCGCAUCUUUCUCCGCCGCCAUGACUGAACUACAACUCAAACUAGCGCACAACAUCAACGUCAUCGUUCUCAGCCACUCCCUCUGUUCGCUGAUUGGACCUGGAUGCACUGAAAUCCCACACCUACUACAGAAGCAAAAUCCAAAUUGAGCGGAAGUACGUUGGAGGGCAGAGCCAGGCUAGUCAAACACAAAGCCUAGUGUAAAAUUGAAGCCGCGCGUUUAGUCGGGGGUACAACUGCGAACCAUUCACAACACUUUUACAAAGACCCCACUUACAAUGCUUCGUGGUCAAUUAGGUGUGCGUGGGUAGUACUUAAUCUGUCUCAAAUAUGUGUUCUACAUUGUGAAGAAAUCUGAAGCAGCAUGCCAAAACUUUUAAACAGCUAGCUGUGCAGAAAGCACUCACUAGCAGCAACAGAUCUGUAGCACGCGAACUUGGUUUGAUGAAAGGCAAUUAGCGAGUGGCGAAGUCAGCUACCUCGCUUCGAUGAACCAUCUGGUACACUAACAUGUACAUGUAAUGACAAAUUGUCAAAAAUGCAAACAACCAAUGAACAUUUGUAUGUGUGUGAGAUCAGGACAGCUAUGUGUUGGACCCAGUGUUCAAAUUUUGUCAGAGGUCUUGGCAGGCGGAGUAACACUUGUCCACAAGAUCUCCUCCAUGCCAAUUAUGGGACUUCCCCAGCCUCCCUCAAUUCAAACACUGGCUGGAUGUCCAUAGAACAUAUUGGUCAAGGAGUUUAUGUGCGUUCACACGUAACACGUCAACAAUCGUGCAAUACAAACAAAUACGUUGACGAUGUUGACUCAUUUAAACUCAUGUAUUACUGAAUCUAUUUGAUAAAACAUGAUUGCGUAUUCAUAUUUCUUUUUGUAAAAAUAAUUUUAUUGGUUUUGUAAGAAAUUACAAGUAAAGGAAGGAAACAGUUUAGUAGUUACAAUAGGUUCUUUUGUAGAAAAGAAGACUAAAAGAAUGCUCCCAACUACCCACACAUUAUACAGUCAGUUUACAGUUCUUUAAUUGUGGUGCAUGAAAGAUACGUUCUUUCCUUCAUAGUUUUACAGAGCAGGACUGAAAAUUCUAAAAGA
Messenger RNA from Hypomesus transpacificus, 4779 nucleotides. RefSeq names its product fucosyltransferase 11 (alpha (1,3) fucosyltransferase) (gene pofut4). Gene Ontology annotation, cellular component: Golgi membrane. Gene Ontology annotation, molecular function: alpha-(1->3)-fucosyltransferase activity. NCBI's taxonomy places the organism in Eukaryota, Metazoa, Chordata, Actinopteri, Osmeriformes, Osmeridae. Bases 71 to 1615 code for a protein of 514 amino acids. The transcript is spliced from 5 exons. The record is from RefSeq and is a predicted model, not a curated record.